GUGUCCUCCGCCCCACAUGCUUCCUGGGACUUAUAUCGGCUUUUUAUUAAUUAAGUGCUGCAGCCACAUGACUCCACUAACUACCAGCGCCCCGUGCCCGAGGCCGCCGCCAUGGCCGGGGCGCAGGGCUGCGGCGAGGGCAAGAUCGCGGGGCUGUACGACCUGGAGCGCACGCUGGGCAAGGGCCACUUCGCCGUGGUGAAGCUGGCCCGGCACGUCUUCACCGGGCAGCGCGUGGCCGUCAAGGUGAUCGACAAGAGCAAGCUGGCGGGGGAGGCGGCGGGGCAGCUCCUGCAGGAGGUGCGCUGCAUGAAGCUGGUCCAGCACCCCAACGUGGUGCGCCUCUACGAGGUCAUCGACACCCACGCCAAGCUCUACCUGAUCCUGGAGCUGGGCGACGGCGGGGACAUGUUCGACCACAUCAUGCGGCACGAGGGCGGCCUGGCCGAGCCGCGCGCCAAGCACUACUUCGCCCAGAUCGUCCACGCCAUCUCCUACUGCCACAAGCUGCACGUGGUGCACCGCGACCUCAAGCCCGAGAACGUGGUCUUCUUCCAGGAGCAGGGGGUGGUCAAGCUCACCGACUUUGGCUUCAGCAACCGCUUCCAGCCCGGCAAGAUGCUCACCACCAGCUGCGGCUCCCUGGCCUACUCGGCGCCGGAGAUCCUGCUGGGGGACGAGUACGACGCCCCGGCUGUCGACAUCUGGAGCCUGGGGGUCAUCCUCUACAUGCUGGUGUGCGGCCACCCCCCCUUCCAGGAGGCCAACGACAGCGAGACCCUCACCAUGAUCAUGGACUGCCGCUACACCGUCCCCCCGCACGUCUCGGCCCAGUGCGCUGAUCUCAUCUCCAGGAUGCUGCAGCGGGACCCGAAGCAGCGAGCGUCCCUGGAGCAGAUCGAGGGCCACUCGUGGCUGCAGGGGGUGGACCCGUCCCCCGCCAGCCGCUCCCUGCUGCCCCUCACCUCCCACAAGCGCGUGUCCCAGGAGGAGCACGAGAUCAUCCUGCAGGCCAUGGUGUGCGGGAACAUCGCGGAUCGGGACACCAUCCAGGAGGCGCUGGAAGCUGAUCGCUACAACCACAUCACGGCCACCUAUUUCCUGCUGGCGGAGAGGAUGCUGCGGGAGAAGCGGGAGAAGCAGGGCCACCGCCUCAGCCUCGUCUACAACCUGGCCAAGGAGGUGCAGAGCAGGACCAACUUAUCGGACACGUUUGGCUCCGGGGGCGGUGCCGGCAGCCUCCUGCCCUUCACCGAGCCCGGGGGGUCCCGGCUGCCCCCCGGAGGGGACAUGGGUGGCCGGCAGCCCACCGGGACCCUGCUGAAGGUCCCUGCCGUCGACACCACCAUCACCAAGAGCACCCCGGCCCUGCAGCAGAUCUGCGAGGAGGAGGAGGAGGACGAGGAGGAUGAGGAGGGGAGGCCCAGCGCCAUGGAGAGGAAGAGCAGCUCUCUGAACCAGGAGCAGAUGAGAGCCUUCCUGCGCGCCCACCGCCCGCCCGGCCGCGGGGAGGUCUGGGGGGGGCCGGGGGCUGAGCUGGGGGGCCGGGCCGGGCGCUCGGGGGCAGCCUGGGCUGGGAAGGCGGCGAGCGGGGGCCGGGGGCUCCUGGGCCUGCGGGGGCGUGGAGCUGAGCCCCCGAGCAGGGAGGAGGACACACAGCCCGGGGGCUCCUCGGCAGAGUCCCCCCAGGAAAGGGGAGCCGCCCUGUCACCCCAGAGCAGCUCUGCUGGCGCAGCCCAGGUGCUGGGGGCAGACACGACCCCUGCCUCCCUCUCGAGCCCCACGGACACGUCCCCAGGGCAGGGGGCUCCCACCAGCCCCGCCCAGCAGUCGGUGGAGAGCUCAGGCACCGACGGGGGCGCGGAGAGUGUGAUCAAGCUGGACCCGGGCAAGGGCAAGGGGGGCAGCCUGCGGGACAGGCUCCUGCAGAUCCCGCUCUGCGAGAAAGCCCUGGCCUUCAAACUGCGGCCGGGCUCCAAGGAGAGCCUCCUCUCGCUGGGGCAGUUCAACUGCUGUCACGUCAUUUAAGGCCCCAGGGUGAGGGACUGGCCCCGCUGCGGGGUCUGGG
This is a messenger RNA of Empidonax traillii (willow flycatcher), 2068 nucleotides long. RefSeq names its product SNF-related serine/threonine-protein kinase-like. Gene Ontology annotation, biological process: microtubule cytoskeleton organization; intracellular signal transduction; protein phosphorylation. Gene Ontology annotation, molecular function: tau-protein kinase activity; protein serine/threonine kinase activity; ATP binding. The record is from RefSeq and is a predicted model, not a curated record. Gene Ontology annotation, cellular component: cytoplasm. Bases 112 to 2028 code for a protein of 638 amino acids. The transcript is spliced from 6 exons. NCBI's taxonomy places the organism in Eukaryota, Metazoa, Chordata, Aves, Passeriformes, Tyrannidae.